Messenger RNA from Halichondria panicea, 3192 nucleotides. Its product is annotated as junction plakoglobin-like. Gene Ontology annotation, biological process: cell-cell adhesion; canonical Wnt signaling pathway; positive regulation of transcription by RNA polymerase II. The coding region runs from base 213 to 3011 and encodes 932 amino acids. Gene Ontology annotation, molecular function: transcription coactivator activity; cadherin binding; nuclear receptor binding. Lineage: Eukaryota; Metazoa; Porifera; Demospongiae; Suberitida; Halichondriidae. The record is from RefSeq and is a predicted model, not a curated record. The transcript is spliced from 16 exons. Gene Ontology annotation, cellular component: cytoplasm; catenin complex; nucleus.
UGUCGACACGCCCCCUUUGGACCACUCCUUCCAUCGAUAACUGAUUGUAAAGUGGAUAAGAAAUUCCCCAAAAGGCAAAGCAAAGCUUUUAUAUCGAAGCUCUACUGGAGUUACGUACAAGACACGAAGCAACGCGACUGGUUACCCAGCCAACCAGAGUGUGGAGGCGUGGAGAGUUACUGUUCUAACUUGGCACUUCACUUAAUUGGAAGAUGGAUGUGGAAAGACACGCAGGUUACUACCAGCAACAGCAGCCUCAGGUACAGCAAGCUGACUACCAUCAACACCACGAUGCUGACCAGGAGUACCUGAGGAUACAACAGUACUCGCGGACGCUACAGGAGCGGCGUCACAGGUUGCUAGGCAAUCUACAGAUCUACCCUCACCAAAAGUACGAGAUAGAGUCUCAACUACGACAAGUAGACAGAGAGAUUGAUCAAUGUCAGCAGCAACUGGCCAUCAUGUCCGGGAUGGACCAGGGGCAAUAUAACGCUGGAUACGGGAUCCCCAAGCCGCCGCCCACCACCUAUAAUAUGCAAUCUCCCGGGGACUCGGCAAUAAGCUCUGGUGGUCCGUCAGGUGUCACUACAAAGGCUCCGUCAGCACUGGCUGAUCCUGACGAUCUGGAGAAGAUUGAACCAGAGGAGGACGGAGGUGAUCCCUCAGCUCAUGGUUACCCUCCCAAUACCACACGGGCCACAGGCUACCCACCAAGCUAUCCAGAUCAGCAGGGAAGGGUUGCGGAGGGUAUGCUCAACUCUCAGGCGGAUCGUAUUCGUAUGAACAUGUUCCCUGGGGAGGUGGCGGGUGACGAGGCCACACCCACUAACAUGCCCCCUGGACAGCAGUCCAACCUACAGCGACUGGCACAACCCUCACAGCUACUCAAGACAACAGUCUCAAACCUUGCUAACUAUCAGAGCUCCACUGAUAUGACGGCACAGCUACUGCCAGAGCUGGGCAAGCUUCUAUCUCACCCGGACGACCCUAUUGUCUUAGAGGCUACUAAACUUUUCCUGGAGCUAUCAAAGAAGGACGCCAGUUGCCGCGCAAUUAUUGGCAAUGGUAAUAUAGUGAGUACCCUCAUUCAAGCCAUGGGGUCCACCAUGAGUGCAGAGAUACAGAAAAUGGCUGCAGGAACACUACACAACCUUUCCAAUGACAGACAAGGGUUACUGAUGAUCUACAACUGCGGUGGCAUCCCCUACCUAGUACGUCUCCUCACCUCUCAAGUGGAUGCUGUCUUGUUCUACGCCGUCACCACACUGCAUAACCUGCUACUCCAUUACGAGCCUGCUAAGAUGGACGUACGUCUAGCCGGGGGUCUGGAGAAGAUGGUGGCUCUACUGGUGAAGGACAACCCAAAGUUCCUGGCCAUUGCUGCUGACUGUCUCCACCUCCUCGCCUACAAGCACCAAGACUCUAAGCUCAUUAUCCUGGCGGCUGGUGGCCCCGCCCUCCUAGUACGCGUGAUGCGUCUCUACACAUACGAGAAGCUUCUUUGGACUUGUAGUCGUCUUCUUAAAGUACUUUCCGUGUGUCCUAGCAACAAGCCUGAGAUAGUGCAAGCUGGAGGCAUGCAAGCCCUUGGCAGUCACCUUGGCAAUCGCUCCACUCGUCUCGUACAGAAUAUUUUGUUCACUAUUCGUAAUCUCUCGGACGCAGCAACUAAGCAGGAUCACCUUGACGACCUCCUCCGCCAGCUAGUGGCCUUGCUCGGCUCCAACGAGGUCAAUAUAGUGACUUGCUCCACUGGUAUUCUCUCCAACCUCACCUGCAAUAAUGCUAAGAACAAGACCAUCGUCUGUCAACUACAUGGCGUAGAGGCUCUCCUCAGAGUGGUGAGUGCGUGUGGUGGGCGGGAGGAGAUCAUGAAUGCGUCCGUCUCAGCCCUACGUCACCUGACUAGUCGUCACCCAUCAGCAGAAAUGGCUCAAAAUUCAGUACGACUUCAAAACGGGAUCCCAUUGGUCGUCAACCUCAUGCAACAUCAGAGCCGAUGGCGUAUGUGCAAGCCGCUGAUUGGUCUAAUUCGGAACCUUGCUUUAUGCACGGCUAAUCUCGGCCCUAUGAGAGAGCAGAGUUGUAUUCCAAAGUUAUGGCAGCUGUUGAGCAAGGCAUAUCAAGACUCUAACAAGAGGAGUGUCCCCAACGGCCCGGCUGGUUAUAUAGAUGGUGUGCACAUGGAGGAGAUCAUGGAGUUGUGUGUGGGGGCACUCCACCUCAUGGCACGGGAGCCAGCCAGCAGACACACUAUCAGACAACUCAACUCCAUCCCAUUCUUUGUCAUGCUGUUGAGCUCCCAUGCUGAGAACCUGACUCGUGUGGCAGCCGGGGUAUUGUGUGAGAUUGCUCAGGAUCAAGACGGUGCUGCUCUCAUUGAGAAGGAGAAUGCCACUGCUCCACUCACUGAGCUACUCCAUUCCCCUAAUGAAGGGAUAGCUGCCUAUGCUGCCGCUGUCUUGUUCUGUCUGUCAGAUGAGAACAGACCACAACAACCUGGAAUGCUGCAAGGCGGAGGGGCUCCUGGCUAUUACGGUGGUGGAGGUCACAUGGGUCAAAUGACGCCUACAGGGUGUAUGACCCCGUCCAGUCAUGGCCACACCCCCAUACACUACUCGGACAUUGGUCACACCCCCUAUAGCCACACCCCCAUACACUCCCACCCCGGCUCUGGCUAUGUCACACCUCACGGCCCUCAAGACCUCUCAGGAAUUGUAACACCUGAUUUAGAUCUUCCACUGGAUUUCUCUGGUCUUGAUGAUUUGCCCGUUGCCGGUAGCGAAAAUGUCGCAGGGUUUCCACAGCCUCAUACGCCCACGACUCACACCCCUCACACACAUCACUACACUCCCCACCCCCACACGCAACACCAGCCGGUUGUACAGAACCUACAACAUCCAUUGCAAGGAGGGGAGGUACAGUACACACAGCAGACAAGCUACAAUCCACCGUCCCCUGCUGUCAUGGAGACCAACAACGCAGCCUGGAAUUUUGACUCAGAGUACUAAUGUUCUAAUUAACCAACCAACUCUCCCACAACUCUCUCUUCAGUUCUGCCAUUUUGUAACUACUGUAAUUUUGUAAUGUGUACAUUGAGUAUCAUUACUGUAACGAUGUAUUGUAGUUAGCAUGUCAUGUGUAUUGCAUUUUGUUUUGUUUCCCUUAUUUUCUUGAAAUUGACUGUGAUAA